This is a messenger RNA of Neurospora crassa OR74A, 2689 nucleotides long. Its product is annotated as glucose-6-phosphate 1-dehydrogenase. The coding region runs from base 655 to 2175 and encodes 506 amino acids. Gene Ontology annotation, molecular function: glucose-6-phosphate dehydrogenase activity; NADP binding. The transcript is spliced from 7 exons. Lineage: Eukaryota; Fungi; Ascomycota; Sordariomycetes; Sordariales; Sordariaceae. Gene Ontology annotation, biological process: glucose metabolic process; pentose-phosphate shunt, oxidative branch. Gene Ontology annotation, cellular component: cytosol. The record is from RefSeq and is a predicted model, not a curated record.
AACACCCAACAUCUCAUGUCUCGAACCCAGCCAAACCGACAAUCAGCCAACCUCCACAGCUCCCGUCCUGGAACACGGAGUGGAUGUAAGCAUGCAGGGUAUCACUGAAUCUGACAGGGGGGAAGCCAAUCUGGCAGCCCUUUUGUUUGAUGCGAUCAAUUCGGAGGAGGAAUAUGGCGUCUAUCAUGCAUUAGGUAACAUGAACGGGAGACAAGUUCCGUCCGGAAAGGCCGGCGGGGUUGGGGGUUGUUCAAAAGAAGCAAAAGCUCUCUUGUUAGAGCAGUUAUCAGAUGGGGUCUAAGCUUUGGAGGCGGCAUGGCACCGUUCACUCGGUCGUUCCCUUUCAUGAGCUUCAGUUUGAGGGUUGCAGGCAGUCUGCGCAUCAUUCGCUCCCAGGUGCCCUGGACCGGCCAGGUUCUAGGUUGAGGGAGGUUCACCCAAAUGCCCGCACGCCGUAGAAUUCCCAUUCACUUUUAACCCCGAAACCUUGACCAAGCCUGCCCACUCUGUGCCAAUACUUUCUUCAACCCCCAUCAGCCAAAAACGCAAUCCUCUUCUUCCACUUUUCUCGUCGUCCUCACAGUCUCCUUCUCCCUCGCUCAACCACCAACGCGACGAACUUGGAAUAUCGAUUCACACUAGACGACCGCUACAAUGGCAUCUGAUCACCAUGGAGCUGCGGUAGAGCUCAAGGACAACACCGUCAUCGUUGUCCUUGGCGCCUCUGGCGAUCUCGCUAAGAAGAAGACCUAUCCCGCGCUCUUCGGACUGUACCGCAACCAAUUUUUGCCCAAGGACAUCCGGAUUGUGGGCUAUGCCAGAACUAAAAUGGACCACGACGAGUACAUCCGCCGCAUCAAGUCGUACAUCAAGACUCCCACGAAGGAGAGCGAGCAGCAGCUUGAGGAGUUCUGCUCCAUCUGCACAUACGUUUCCGGCCAGUACGAUCGCGACGACUCCUUCCUGCAGCUCAACAAGCAUUUGGAGGAACUGGAGCAAGGAAGGAAAGAGAACAACCGACUCUUCUACAUGGCUCUGCCUCCCAGCGUUUUCACCAUUGUUUCACAGCAUCUCAAGAAGUGUUGCUACCCCUCCAGGGGCGUUGCCCGUGUUAUUGUCGAGAAACCCUUUGGCAAGGACUUGGCAAGCUCUCGAGAACUGCAGAAGUCUCUUGAGCCCGACUGGAAGGAAGAGGAGAUCUUCCGUAUCGACCAUUAUCUAGGCAAGGAGAUGGUGAAGAACAUUCUCAUUCUGCGUUUCGGCAACUCCUUCCUUGGCGCUACCUGGAACAGGCAUCACAUCGACAACGUCCAAAUUACAUUCAAGGAACCCUUCGGCACCGAGGGCCGUGGUGGCUACUUCGACGAGUUCGGCAUCAUCCGCGAUGUGAUGCAGAACCAUCUGUUGCAGGUCCUUACGUUGCUUGCCAUGGAACGCCCCAUCUCUUUCUCCGCUGAAGAUAUCCGUGAUGAGAAGGUGCGGGUCCUCCGCGCCAUUCCGGCAAUCGAGCCCAAGAAUGUCAUCAUUGGACAGUACGGCAAGUCGCUUGACGGAAGCAAGCCUGCUUACAAGGAAGACGAUACGGUCCCCAAGGAUUCCCGCUGCCCCACUUUCUGUGCGCUAGUUGCGUACAUCAAGAACGAGCGUUGGGAUGGUGUACCUUUCAUCAUGAAGGCAGGCAAGGCCUUGAACGAGCAGAAGACCGAGAUCCGCGUGCAGUUCAAGGACGUCACAUCGGGCAUUUUCAAGGACAUUCCUCGCAACGAACUCGUUAUGCGCAUUCAGCCCAACGAAAGUGUCUACAUCAAGAUGAACUCUAAGCUUCCCGGCCUGAGCAUGCAGACUGUUGUCACCGAGCUUGACCUCACCUACAGGAGACGCUUCUCCGACCUCAAGAUCCCCGAAGCUUACGAGUCCCUUAUUCUCGACUGCUUGAAGGGUGACCAUUCCAACUUUGUCCGUGACGAUGAGCUCGAUGCCAGCUGGAGAAUCUUUACCCCUUUGCUCCACUAUCUCGAUGAUAAUAAGGAAAUCAUCCCGAUGGAGUAUCCUUAUGGUUCUCGCGGCCCGGCUGUUUUGGAUGACUUUACGGCUUCGUACGGGUACAAAUUCAGCGAUGCUGCGGGCUACCAGUGGCCCACAACCUCCGCCAUGGGGUCGGGCAUGAAGUUGUAGAUUCGCAACGUUCUCACUAUCCUCCCGUCGCUCCGGAUGAUGGAUAUGCUUUAGUACACGCGGUGUAAUCUGCGUCAUGGGUUGACAAAGGAAGGAGCUGUAUCACGUCAUGAGCAGACACGUUGGGACUAAAUCUUGCUUCCAUCUCCCCUGGGGUUUUUGUGCGUUUUCUUGUUAUGUGAUGCUAGGAAAAGCAUCAAAGGUAGAUUCAUGAGAUUCAAAAGAGGCAUGUAUGGGUUUAUAGGUAACAGCGGGCAUGGCUGUUGUUAUGUCCUUCACGAUCCGGAAAGAAUAAUUUCAUGAUGAGGUUUCUUUCGUAUGGGUGUUGGGGAUACAGGUGGUGACUUGGCACUCUGGUGCCUGGGGAAGGUCAAAGACGUCGUAGUAUAUCUUGAUCAUACUGGGCCAAAUCUGAGCAGCCAACUGGUUAGAGAAAGCUUUAUACCUUAACAGCAAGUUCUUUCAGACUGAGCGUUGCGCACAGUGCACUUUACGGUAAUCAUUGCUCUCCACC